AUGCCAGUAUCAAGCGCAGAAGCCUCUCAACAUCCGAACAAGCUCCGGCUUCUGGAGACUGCUCGCGAAUUCUUUGCCGAAGUUGAGAAUCUCACACCCGGAAAGGAGCUCGAACAAUACCUGAACGAGAACUACGGACCAGGAAACAAAUACUACGAGACCUUCUGCUCCCUUGUCCGCCAAGGCAUCGAAAACAACGAAGACUGGAUAGCGGUGGACGAGCUCGAUGGACGGAAGUAUCGGCGCAGCAGGAUCAUGUCGCCGUGCGAGGAGUCCCGGUAUUUCAGCAUCACGAGUGUCUAUAUGGACAGUGUGGAGGAAUACUCGGGCCAGUACCAUCAGCACCCGUAUGGCGAGAUCAAUUGCGUGGUGCAGCUCACGCCGGGGGCAGAGCUGAAGGGCAUGUCGGGCUGGCAGGGCGCUGGAUGGACUUCACCGGGUCCAGGCACGCACCAUUAUCCCCAGGUCAGGGGAGGUGCACUUGUUGCUCUUUUCUUUUUGCCCGCGGGUCGGAUCUCCUAUGCGGCGACCCCCGAUAUGCCGCAGCCUGUGUCUAUCUAA
Messenger RNA from Aspergillus terreus NIH2624, 561 nucleotides. Its product is annotated as DUF4863 family protein. The record is from RefSeq and is a predicted model, not a curated record. NCBI's taxonomy places the organism in Eukaryota, Fungi, Ascomycota, Eurotiomycetes, Eurotiales, Aspergillaceae. The coding region runs from base 1 to 561 and encodes 186 amino acids. The transcript is spliced from 2 exons.